AUGGGCUGCAAAAGUCAAAAUCUGGUGCUUUCCGUUGAGCAAUUUCACGAGCAGAUCCCUGAUCUCAAAGAAGCUGCAUCUGAUGAUUCAGGGCAAUUUAUAUCCUCGACCCUGGAUGCAGCUAAUGAGAAAGAAUUUGGACUAUUAGAUCCUAGCGGGUCAAGUUUCCACUCUAGACAAGAGAUAAGCCACCUAUUGAAGAACUUCAUUAGUUUUUGUAAUUUCAACUUCCAAGGCAAUGAGCACCAGUAUUCGGUGACGUCCCUAUUGGCCCUGAUGGAAAGCAGCAAGACAUUGCAUCUUUUAAGUUCGGUUGUAAGAAAUCAGCUACUUCCAACUCCUGGGGCAUUUAGUGAUGAGAAAAUUAAGGAUGAUGGUGCUGGAACUAAGAAAUCAAAGGGCAAAGGCAAUAAUAAAAAGUCCGAAAAAGAUAGUGAUGAGGUCAAUCUGAAAUGA
Messenger RNA from Striga asiatica, 456 nucleotides. Lineage: Eukaryota; Viridiplantae; Streptophyta; Magnoliopsida; Lamiales; Orobanchaceae. The record is from the annotation of a GenBank genome assembly.